AUGAUUGGCUUUUCGAAUGUUUUCAAUUCUAUACAUGUACCGAUGAUUCCGAAAGGAUGCCUAAAAGCCGAAUUCGAUUCGACAUAUCCGGUGCAUCUGAACGGUAUUAUCAAUCAAGAUGAGUAUCAUCAAUCAAUUCAAAAUAUUAAUCGAGCAGUAUCUUCGAAUAAAACUGCACUUAUAAUCUAUUCACUUAUUUUUGCAUUCGGUAUAAUUGGUGGUAUGAUAUGCUUUAUCAUUGCUGGCGUAAGGGCGAUUAACACACCACAUUCUACAUUUACAAUUUUGAUUUCGGUUGGAUUUCUUUUAACCUUCAUCAGCUCGAUUGUAUUCAGUAUUGGAAUAUUUCUCAUCCAUUCCAAACGUACGAAUAAGCUACGGCAAAUAAUUGCACAAGAAUCGGCAAAAUAUUCGUCUAGAUCGCCCGUUCCUUGCAGUUGGCGAUUGAACAUUGUCAGUACUUGGAAUAGAGGAUUUGCUUAUCAUCGGAAUGGACAAUCUACUUAUGACUUGAUUAUUGAUAUUGGCAACUAUGUUAAUCCUCACAACGGAAGUACAGUGCAUUACUCCAAUCCUAUGGCGUCACAGCCAACGAUUGGAUUUGGAAUAAGUGAUCAUUACACACCACCGCCAUAUUCGGCCCAACGUACAAUGGAAGUUUGCUCCCAAUGUGGUACAGUAAGACAAGAUCUAACAAAUAAAGGAUGUUCAGCAUGCGGGCAACUGUUUAAUUCGUAA
Messenger RNA from Adineta ricciae, 738 nucleotides. The record is from the annotation of a GenBank genome assembly. Lineage: Eukaryota; Metazoa; Rotifera; Eurotatoria; Adinetida; Adinetidae.